AUGUUUAUCAUUACAUUAAUUACGUCAGCGUUGGGUUUGAGAUUCCAAUCUUAAACUUUUUAUGAUUUUGUCAACUCUCAACAAUCAACUUGGGUUUCAGGACACAAUUAGAGAUGGGAAUAAUUCAAUGAAGCCACAUUGAAAACUCAGAUGGGAACAUUCUUGGAUGAACCAGAUUUUAUGAAAUUACCAGAGUCAACAGUUCAAUUCGAGAAUUUAGAAAUCCCAGAGAGUUUCGACGCCAGACAACAAUGGCCUAAUUGUGAAUCCAUCAAGGAGGUCAGAGAUUAAUCUACAUGUGGCUCAUGUUGGGCCUUUGGAGCUGCUGAAGCCAUGAGUGACAGAUUGUGCAUUGCCACUGGAAAGCAAACCAGAAUCUCAACCGAAGACUUGUUAACUUGCUGUGGAAUCACUUGCGGAAUGGGAUGCAAUGGUGGAUUCCCAAGUGGUGCUUGGAACUACUUCAAGAACAAGGGACUCGUCACAGGUGAUCUUUUCGGUGACAAUUCCUGGUGUAGACCAUAUACCUUCCCUCCAUGUGAUCAUCAUGUUGAUGAUGGCAAGUAUGGACCAUGCGGAGAUUCAUAACCAACACCCGCCUGUGUUAAGUCCUGCACUGCUCAAUCUGGAAGAAACUAUGACUCAGACAAGAUCAGAUCCAUUGACUCUUAUUCAGUCUCAUCAAAGGUGGAGCAAAUCUAAAACGAAAUCAUGACAUUCGGUCCAGUAGAAGCAUCAUUCACCGUCUAUGAAGACUUUUUGACUUACAAAUCUGGAGUAUAUCAAAAUGUCGCUGGAGCUAAUUUGGGAGGACAUGCUGUCAAAAUUAUUGGUUGGGGUGUCGAGAAAAACGUUCCAUAUUGGUUAGUAGUCAACUCCUGGAAUGAAGGAUGGGGAGAAAAUGGAUUAUUCAAAAUCUUAAGAGGAUCCAAUCAUGUUGGAAUUGAAGGUGGAAUCUAUGCAGGCAGAUUAGUUUGACAUUAUUUUUCACAAAUAAUUUAAAUAAAACAUAAAGAAUUUCAUUAAUACAUAUAUAUGUACUUA
Molecule: messenger RNA, 1044 nt
Organism: Paramecium tetraurelia
Lineage: Eukaryota; Ciliophora; Oligohymenophorea; Peniculida; Parameciidae
Exons: 2
Cellular component (GO): lysosome
Molecular function (GO): cysteine-type endopeptidase activity
Source: RefSeq, a predicted model, not a curated record